UUCGAGCACAAUGGUUUCAUCUGGUCGGUCAAUGCUUUGUGUCUUUGUCGCAGCAGUUGCCUUAUCUGGCAUUCCCACUGAUGUGACGGCGAAAGUGCCAGAGUGCAAAACACCGGAACAGUUCGCCCACGGCUUCAACUGCACGUCCAACGGCAAAUGCAUCUUGUGGCAGGGCAGGUGCAACGGAAAUUACGACUGUGACGGGGUCGACUUCUCGGACGAAGAAAACUGUCGCCCAGAGGAGUGUAGGGUGAUGAUGAUCGGGACCCCGGGCCCUGCCGUUGGGACGUACUGUAAGAAGGACAAGACGUGCAAUUUGUUCAUUGAGCCGUGCUACGGGAAGUGUCCCCCUGGCGGGCACAAGUGUAAUUGGGCGGGCGGCCACGAAACGUGUUAUGAAGAGCGGUAUAAAUGCGACGGUGUGGAACUGUGUGACGAAGGAGAGGAUGAAAAAGGUUGCAAGCCAGAAGACUGCAAAUCCAGCACCCGUUUUUGCCAAUCCGAUUCGAAAUGCAUCGGCAAAUAUAUGCAGUGCUCCGAUGGAACUUGCCCAGUUGGGCAUAUUCCAUGCGUCACCACCGUGGGAACAAAGGAGUGCCCCGAUUUCAACCUACGCUGCGAUGGUCGCCGCAUUUGUUCAAACGGAGAAGACGAGGCGAACUGCACAGCAGAGGAGUGCAAAAGGGGAACCUGGUUUUGUGCCUCUGCCAAAACCUGCAUUUAUCCCAAUGAGAAAUGUGUUGGGGCUUGUCAAACAGGCUACACGUCCUGCGGCGACGACUCUGACGUCUGCAUUAUGAACGCGGCCAGAUGUGACGGCAACCAGGAUUGCCCUGGCGAGGGCGUAGACGAGAAAGACUGCCUUCCGGAAGACUGCCAGAGCCACGCCCCAUACUGUGCUGACACCAAGUCUUGCCUGCCAUGGACCGAGGCGUGCAACGGCGUUUGCCAGGCUUCAGGGGCGAUGUGUCCCAAUGGGCCCUGCGCAUUGAAUUACCUUCACCGUAAAGAUGUGCGCUGUACGGAAAGAGCGGUCUGCGAUGACGGAAGUGUCGACCCAAAUUGCUCGCCGAAGUCAUGCAAGCGUCUGAAAAUUAACAAUGCUGAGAUAUACAUAAUGCGAAAGCAUUUUAACCAUCGCCUGGAGUAUAGUGACGUUAAAGACCUGGGGCUUUUAACCUUGUACCGCUGGUGUGAUAAUCCGGGGGUCUGCGUCCCUAUCUACAAGAAAUGCCCAGACGGUUCUUGUCGCCUGGAAGACAAACCCUGCGGCGGCGGAGACAACUCCUGCUACGUCAGCAAGCUGAGAUGUGACGGCCACCGCGACUGUGCUGACGGCGCUGACGAGAGGAACUGCGCACCAGAGGAGUGCAGCAAGGGGCUACACCACUGUGCUGACGAGAUGGUGUGCAAGGCAAAGAACGCGCAGUGUGCGGAUGGAACCUGUCCCCAGGGAUCCACGGCCUGUAGUCCGGGUAUUUGCUAUAGCUCCCUUCAAAAAUGUAAUGGUUAUGCCAACUGCCCAGAUAAUUCUGACGAGAUGGGCUGUUAACUCGUUACUGACCUUUUAGACGUUGUCAAAAUAGGCCUACUUUUUAAUUCACCAAUUGCCAUUUGGAAGUUAAAAACGCAGAGUUAUUUCUGCCACGUCUGAAUAAUCUAUUUUAUGAAAAUAAACAAG
Lingula anatina is the source of this 1681-nucleotide messenger RNA. RefSeq lists its product as uncharacterized. Gene Ontology annotation, cellular component: plasma membrane. Lineage: Eukaryota; Metazoa; Brachiopoda; Lingulata; Lingulida; Lingulidae. Gene Ontology annotation, molecular function: protein binding. The record is from RefSeq and is a predicted model, not a curated record.